Messenger RNA from Oxyura jamaicensis (ruddy duck), 581 nucleotides. Its product is annotated as type 2 DNA topoisomerase 6 subunit B-like. The record is from RefSeq and is a predicted model, not a curated record. The annotation marks the transcript as partial. Lineage: Eukaryota; Metazoa; Chordata; Aves; Anseriformes; Anatidae. Gene Ontology annotation, biological process: meiotic DNA double-strand break formation. The transcript has 5 exons.
AUGGUGAUGGGGAUUUGGGGACACGGGGCCACGCCGGGCCACGUUGUCCUUGACCGGUGCCACGUCUUCUGCUACGACCCCGCGGGGCUGCCGGCCGCCCCCCGCCCGCCCCGGCUCUUCCAGGACCCCUCGUGGCUGGCGGACUGGGGCCGCUUCGGCUGCACCGCCACCCCCUGCGCCCCGCCGGCGGGCGAGGAAGGGCUGGUGCCCGCCGAUGCCACCUACGCGCUGCGGCCGGCGGCGGGGCCGCGGCGGGGGGACAGCCGCCCGCAGACCCUGCUCCUCUUCCUCUUCAUGCGGCACCACGACCCCUUCCAGCCCUACGACGCCGGCACCCGCCGCCUGCUGCUGGCGCACGCGGAGCCGCUGCUGCUCGGCAGCCGCCGGGCCCUGACCCGCGGCGUCCGCGCCCUCGUCCACCCGCUGCUGGAGGCGCUGAGCCGGCGGGAGCAGGGCCAGGAGCGGCUGGCGCGGGCGCUGCCGGUGGCGUUGGCCGCGGUGGGCGCCGUGGUGGCCGGCAGCACCAGCGCCCGCUUCCGCCGGCGGUGCCUGCGCAUCAUGCAGGUCGCCGACACCCCUGC